ACCAUGGUUCUGUCCCAACCACAAGGUCCCUGGAACAACACCAUGGGUCUGUCCCAACCACAAGGUCCCUGGAACAACACCAUGGGUCUGUCCCAGCCACAAAGGUCCCUAGAGCAACACCAUGGGUCUGUCCCAACCACAAGGUUUCUGGAGCAACACCAUGGGUCUGUCCCAACCACAAGGUCCCUGGAGCAACACCCUGGGUCUGUCCCAACCACAAGGUUCCUGGAGCAACACCCUGGGUCUGUCCCAACCACAAGGUCCCUGGAGCAACACCCUGGGUCUGUCCCAACCACAAGGUCCCUGGAACAACACCAUGGGUCUGUCCCAACCACAAGGUCCCUGGAACAACACCAUGGGUCUGUCCCAACCACAAGGUCCCUGGAGCAACACCCUGGGUCUGACUUUACAAGGUCCCUGGAGCAACACCCUGGGUCUUACUUUUACAAGGUCCCUGGAACAACACCAUGGUUUGCAAGUCUCCAUUACAUCACCCUUACAGCCAUGGCUGCAGAUGAGAACCUGCAGCAACUUCAAGCCUGA
Molecule: messenger RNA, 543 nt
Organism: Haliotis rubra (blacklip abalone)
Lineage: Eukaryota; Metazoa; Mollusca; Gastropoda; Lepetellida; Haliotidae
Exons: 4
Coding region: 4-543 (179 amino acids)
Source: RefSeq, a predicted model, not a curated record